AUGGAUAAAUUUCGCAAGACAUUCAGUGUUCGUAAAAAGAAGGAAAACGAACCAUCAGAUACUUCUAAACCUCAACUGUGGAUCGAGGAUGAGAGAAAAAUUAAAGAGGGCUCCUGCAGUUUUCAAGUCAAGUACCUUGGAUGUAUUGAAGUAUUUGAGUCUCGGGGAAUGCAAGUUUGUGAGGAAGCCAUUAAAGCUCUUCGCAAAUCAAAGAAAAAAGCUCAACGUGCAAUUUUAUAUGUGAGCGGUGAUGCAUUGCGGGUUUCCGACGAAAUUAGCAAACACUUAAUUGUAGAUCAAACAAUUGAGAAAGUGUCAUUUUGUGCUCCUGAUCGUGGACAUGACAAGGGAUUUGCUUACAUUUGCCGUGAUGGAGCUACUAGAAGAUGGAUGUGUCAUGCAUUUUUGGCCGUUAAAGAAUCUGGGGAGCGUCUAUCUCAUGCGGUAGGCUGUGCUUUUGCAAUUUGCCUUGAGAGAAAGCAGAAACGUGAACGAGAUGCAGUUCAGGCCACGUAUGCUAACGAGGAUGGGUCUUUUGUCCGGAUGAGCUCCUUCCGUCAGACGACGCUCUCGGAACGUCUCCUCGACCCACAAUCCGCAAUAGUCGUUGAUCACAAUGUAGACACGGCGUCGAGAUCGUCCCAGUCUUCAGGCGCGAAGGUGGACGGUAGUAGUAGUAAGGCUAUUGUACCUUUUGGAGCCUCUACUCUGCCGAAACUCGGCAGUGGUGCAAUUCCUCGGCCACGGGCUAAUCCCUCUCUUAUUGAGCGUCAAACAUCUCUGCGACUAUUUCCGAAGCUUCAAGAAACAAGUCCCUUCAAGCACAAUCUCUCAAUGCGGGCGAAUUCGGAUGUUAGCGCUGGUGGCGCUUUAACUCACCAAAGUACUAAUCUUAUCAUGAACGGUGCUGGAACAAUUCUGGAAGAACCAUCCACUGAGAUAGAGGAAUCACGGGCUACUACUAUUACUACAACGUCAGCAGCCAAUCACUUCGUCCCAUUUUCGAGAGUUUCUCUCACAUCUCAACCAUCUCAAUUCGCAUUCCUUAAUCCACAUGUUACUAGUUGGCCAGCCGGCCCAUCGACUUUUCCUGUCUCUUUCGAAGAUCCCAAUGCUACUUCAACCACUGCUUUUCCAACGUCGGCGGCUGUAGCUUUUGCCACUAAUGUGCCGCCAAGCGGUGUAAUGGAUACAAGUCUGAUGGCUCUAGAUCCUUUUUCAGCCGCGCCUGUCAACCCUGCAACGAUUCAACAACACCAAGCCGCCCAGAAACAACAGCUUCAGCAAGGUCUGAACACUUUUCCUUCGAGCACUACCUCACCUAUACCUCCUAGUAGGGUUUCACCGGCAUUCAAGUCGACUACAGAAUCGUCUCCGACUCCCAAAGUGGCCGCCUUCCCUGUUGCAGAUUGGCCAGAGCCUGCUGCUAGUAACGGAUUUAAGACUUCAAUUUUUAACGAGAGCAACGGUCAUGGCAAUACCUCCUUCAAUCUCUCUUCUGCAGAUACCGCUUCCUUCCCUCCUAAUCCUUUAUUAGGCGAUGUCAAUCGAACUGUAUCCACAACUGCUGGAACUAUCUCACCUACUAUUGAUGUUUCGUUUUCGAAUUCAGCGAUGGCACUCUUUGGAGCUGAGAUCAAAUCCCCGCCCUCCAUAUUUACUGCCGAUUCUUCAGCUCAAAGCUUGACGGUUGGUGACAAACAAUGGCCAAGCGCGACAGCUAAAGAAACGACGACAACGGCCCUAGCACCAUGGCUACCAAGUCAGCUCUCAUCCACUAAUACAGGCAAUGCAGAGCUAAGCCAUUUUUCCGCCGAUCCAUUUGAUUUGGGUUGGGCAGAGCGAGCCACUGCAAUGGCCCAAGGCCAACUGGCUGCCAUCUCCUCCACCCUCCCUCUUCCACUCACUGCUGCUCCACUUCAACAACCGUCUCCACCACCAGCCUCUUGUACUAACCCCUUUCUGUCUCCUCCCUCCUCCUCUGAUGGAGCUAUCGCCGGCCUCGGAUUCUAG
Messenger RNA from Rodentolepis nana, 2013 nucleotides. The record is from the annotation of a GenBank genome assembly. Lineage: Eukaryota; Metazoa; Platyhelminthes; Cestoda; Cyclophyllidea; Hymenolepididae.